Molecule: messenger RNA, 3231 nt
Organism: Eimeria maxima
Lineage: Eukaryota; Apicomplexa; Conoidasida; Eucoccidiorida; Eimeriidae
Product: 30S ribosomal protein S1, putative
Exons: 4
Source: RefSeq, a predicted model, not a curated record
AUGCGUUUGCCUAUUGGCUUUGUGUCUCCUCUUAGUUGUGCUGCAGCAAGACAUCUGCCGCAGCAGCAGCAGCAGCAGCAGCAGCAGCAGGAGCAUGGGACAGCAGCAGCAGCACUUCGUCUCCCUGGAGGGCCCCCCCAGGGCCCCCCAUUGCUGCCAAGUACUCCUCGGCGUCAGCAGCAGCAGCAGCAGCAGCAGCAGCAGCAGUACGAUACACUAGAUUGUAUGUAUCGUUGGGUACAGCAGCAAGUGCAGCAGCAGGAGCAAGCCCCACCUGAUGAUGGUUUGCUGCAGCAGCUAAUGCAUGCAAGCAACAAGAAGGAUUAUGUUGCUGCAUUAAGGAACAUAAGCAGCAGCAAAUAUCUUAAUUAUUUGCUGCGCCCUGUGCUGCCAUUAGAUCUACGUCCUUGGUUGCUGCAUCUGCUGCAGCAGCAGCAGCAACAGCUAGCAGAAAUUGAGCAGCAAAUGCAGCAGCAGCAGCAGCUACUUAGACAACUGCAGCAGCAACAUCUGCAGCAGCAAAGACGAAGAUUAUUCAUACAACCCCACCAAAUAAACACAGAAACUACAGAUGCAGCAGCAGCAGCAGACAGCAGCAGCAGCAGCAGCAGCAGCAGCAGCAGCAAUAUAGAUCUGCUGCAGCAGCAACUGCAGCAAACAAGAGAUAAAAGAGUUGCAUGCAUGCAGCAGCUACAGUACCUAAAGGAGAGAAUAUUUUCCUUAGAUCUAGCGAUGCAGCAGCGGCAGCCGCCGCCGCUGCUGCUGCAGCUAAUAGAAGCAGCAGCAGCAAAUGCGCAGCAGCAACCUUAUGCAGGUACAGGUCCUGCUGCAGCAGCAUUAGCAGCAAAAGCAGCAGCAACAGGUGCAGCAACAGCAGCAGCAGCAGAUCCUCUUACUAGUACUAUAACAGCAACAGAUGCAGCAGAUUUCCCUGUUACUGUCCCUGCUGCUGCUGUGUCUCCGCAGCAGCAGCAGCAGCUGCUGCGCUACUGUAUAGUACCUGAUUGGCUACUAGGUAAGGGACUGGGUGCAUGCGCAAGGCCUAUAGGGUUAGGUACAGCGCAGCAGAGGCAGCAGCAGCAGCUGCAGCAGCAGCAGCAGCAGGAGCUAGCAGCACUUACUGCAGCAGGAUGGUCAUUUGAUUUCCCCCAGCAGCAGCAGCAGCAGCUACCUAACGAAGACGCAGCAGCAGCAGCAGCAAGAAGAAUGCAUGCAGCAACUGUUCGUGCCUUUGGGGCUAUUGAUCCUAAUGAGUCUCCUCUUGAAUUUAAGCACCGCAUGCAGCAGCUGCUGCUGCAGCAGCAGCAGCAGCAACAGCAACAGCAGCAGCAGCAGCAGCAGCCGCCAUUCAUGUACCAGCUCAGGCAGCAGCAGCAGCAACAGCAGCAGCAGCAGCGGGGACUAUUUAACGAGGAAGAUGAAUACAAAAAAGAGCAGCAAGAGCAGCAAGAACAAUUAGAGUAUUUACGUCAGCAGCAGCAGCAGCAACCACCAUUAUAUUCUGCUGCUGGUGUUGCUGCUGCUGCUCUGCAGCUGCAGCAGGAAGCAGCAAAGUUGCUGCUGCCCCCCUCGCUGCAGCAAAUCAUCAAUCGUUAUGCACAUUAUAAUCUUAAUAAUAUUAAUAUUAAGGGAUCUAUACAAGAAAAUGUUGAUCUGGUACAAAGAGCAGCAGGAGAUAUGCAUGCAUAUUUUAAUCGUUUAUUAUCUGCUGCUUCUGGUGCAUUAGCGCAGCAGCAGCAGCAGGAGGAGGAGCAGCAGAGAUCUAAUCAGACAGCAGAGGAGCAGCAGGAAGGUUUUCGGGUGUAUAGGCAGCAAGGAGGCAGCGAGGUGUCUCCUGUGCAGCAGUACCUAGCAGCAGCAAAUAAGGAGAUAAGGCAGCAGGAGCAGCAGCAAGAGCAGCAAAGUUUACAUACUGCUGUUGCUAUGGCAAGAAAACGUAUAGAGGAGAUCUAUGCACAUCGUAACAACAGCAGCAGCAGCAGCAGCAGCAGCAGCAGCAGCAGCAGCAGCAGCAGCAGCAAGAAAAAAAGGAGACUGCAGCAGGAGCUAAAGGAGGAGCAGCAAGCUAUAUUGGAGGCAAUAGAGAGGGCACGAGCUCUGCAUAUAACAGAGAGAUAUCUAAAUCUGCUGCAUGCAGCAGGAGAAGACAUAGAGGAGGAUAAUAGUCUCCUAUACCCAGAGCAGCAGCAGCAGCAGCAGCAGCAGCAACAGGAAGAGCAGCAGGAGCAAGAAGGGGAAGGAUUUGCAUUGGAUGAGCAGCAAGAACGAAUGCAGCAGCAACAGCAACAACAGCAGCAGCAGCAGCAGCAGCAGCAGAUCUACCCACUGACCUAUCACCAGGAGCAGCAACAACAGCAGCAACAACACGAGCAUCUGCAGCAGCAGCAGAAGCAGCAGCAGCAGCAGCAGCAGCUGCUGCAGCAGGACUAUGAGGAUGACUACGAAGGAGCAAGACUAAAAGAAAGAGAAGAAAAAGUAUUUACUAUAAUAAAUAAAAUAAAUAAAAAAUUAAUAAAAAGAGCAGCAGAUACAUUUGGUGCAGCAGCAGCAGCAGGAUAUAUAGAUAGAGAAGCAGCAAAUGAAUCAAGAGAAGCAACAGCAACUGCAGCAGCAGCAGCAGCAGCAAAUAAAGGUAUACAUCUAUAUCCAGGUAUGCUAGUUAAGGGGGAAGUAAUAAAUGUUAUGCAGCAGCAAGCAAUUAUAGAUAUAGGUAUAGGUAUAGAUUGUCUCCUUUCUUAUGAUGAUGUAGUACUACCUCAUGAGGAAUUAUACCCGCAGCAGCAGCUGCAGCAGCAGCAGCAACAGCAGCAGAUGCAUGCGCCGCAACAAGAGAUAUAUAAUGAUACCAUACAACCCCAGCAGCAGCAGCAGCAGCAGCAACAGCAGCAGCAGCAGCAGCAGCAAUAUACCCAUCAAGAUAAACAUCUCCAGCAACUGCAGCAGAAGCAGCAGCAGCAGCAACAUAAGCAGCAACAGCAACAGCAGCAACAGCAGCAGCAACAGCAACAAUAUAAGAAUAAAGGAUUAAUGAAUAUAUUAAGAAAAGGAGACAAAAUAAAUUGUGGCUUAGUGGUGAAGGUAUUAGGUAUACCUGGUUUCCUUCCUGCAUCUCAUACAGGAGCAAGUCGUGGCUUGCUGCAUGUAUCGGAGAUAUCAGGUGUCUCCGUUGAUCCAAAGGAUGUAUUCAAAUUAGGAGACACUAUUACUUGUAUUGUUAAAAGUUAUAACCCU